AUGGGAGUGAGAAGGGUUGCAAUUGGAAAGAAUGUGAUAGAUAGAUCAAGGUUUGUUAUCUGCAAUUGCCAACAGGCUGAAAGUGUGAAUGGAGUUAGUGCAGAUAGUGGAAAUGGGACAUGGUAUGUGGACAACGCACAGAAAUUGACAACAACUAAUGGCAUGGUGAAUUAUCCUAACAUUCUAGACCUUGAGGAGGAAGUCUUUACAUCCAAUGGUAACUCUUCUCGAGUUGAAACAGUCAGAGAUACAUAUGACAAGAUUAAUAGUUUUGACUCUAUUGAGAAUGAAGCAUGGGAACUGCUGAGGGAAUCUGUGGUUUAUUAUUGUGGUAGUCCUAUUGGAACAAUUGCUGCCAAGGAUCCAACCAGUUCAAAUGUUCUGAAUUAUGAUCAAGUCUUUAUUCGUGACUUUAUACCUUCUGCAAUAGCUUUCUUAUUGAAGGGAGAGUAUGAUAUUGUUCGCAACUUCAUCCUUCACACGUUACAGCUGCAGAGCUGGGAGAAAACUAUGGACUGUCAUAGUCCAGGUCAAGGAUUGAUGCCUGCAAGUUUCAAGGUGCGCACUGUUCCCUUGGAUGGUGAUGACUCAGCAACAGAGGAGAUAUUGGAUCCUGACUUUGGAGAGGCAGCAAUUGGUCGAGUUGCACCAGUUGAUUCUGGACUUUGGUGGAUUAUACUGUUACGUGCAUAUGGAAAAUGCUCUGGAGAUCUCUCAGUUCAGGAGAGAGUUGAUGUCCAAACUGGAAUUAAGAUGAUUCUGAGGCUGUGUCUUGCUGAUGGUUUUGAUAUGUUUCCAACAUUAUUAGUGACUGAUGGUUCUUGUAUGAUAGAUCGUCGGAUGGAAUUCACGGCACUUUUUUAUUCAGCACUACUUGGUGCUCGUGAGAUGCUUACUCCAGAGGAUGGAUCUGCUGACCUAAUUCGAGCACUAAAUAAUCGUCUUGUGGCAUUAUCAUUCCACAUCAGAGAGUACUACUGGAUUGAUAUGAAAAAACUCAAUGAGAUCUACCGUUACAAGACAGAGGAGUACUCAUAUGAUGCUGUAAAUAAGUUCAACAUCUACCCAGAUCAGAUUUCUCCCUGGCUAGUUGAGUGGAUGCCUAGUAAAGGAGGUUAUCUAAUUGGCAAUUUGCAACCUGCUCACAUGGAUUUCCGUUUCUUUUCUCUCGGAAAUUUAUGGUCUGUGGUAAGUGGUCUUGCAACAGUGGAGCAAUCACAUGCAAUAUUGGAUCUCAUUGAAGCCAAAUGGUGGGAUUUGGUGGCUGAUAUGCCAUUCAAGAUAUGUUAUCCUGCUCUUGAAGGUCUGGAAUGGCAGAUUAUUACUGGCAGCGAUCCAAAGAACACUCCAUGGUCCUACCACAAUGGAGGUGCCUGGCCAACACUACUAUGGCAGCUCACUGUCGCAUGCAUUAAGAUGAAUAGACCAGAAAUUGCAGCUAAAGCUGUUGCAGUUGCAGAGAGGUGCAUAUCAAGGGACCAGUGGCCUGAAUAUUAUGACACCAAAGAGCCAGGUUCAUCGGAAAACAAUCACACCUGUUCCAAACCUGCAAAAAUGCUGAUUACUGAUGAAGAUUCUGAGCUUGUCAAUGCAUUUUCAUGCAUGAUUAGUGCCAACCCUAGAAGAAAACGGGGUCCUAAGAAGUCAAAUCAAACCUAUAUAGGGAAGAGCUGGUUCUUCUCACUCUCGCCUUUUCAGCUCUUCAUAUCUUUCAGAGUUCUGGGUAAGGCAACAGAGAAGUUCCUCGGAACCUCUGCAAGUUCAACUUCUUAA
This is a messenger RNA of Thlaspi arvense, 1773 nucleotides long. The record is from the annotation of a GenBank genome assembly. NCBI's taxonomy places the organism in Eukaryota, Viridiplantae, Streptophyta, Magnoliopsida, Brassicales, Brassicaceae.